This is a messenger RNA of Lytechinus variegatus (green sea urchin), 2699 nucleotides long. RefSeq lists its product as uncharacterized. The coding region runs from base 186 to 689 and encodes 167 amino acids. The record is from RefSeq and is a predicted model, not a curated record. Lineage: Eukaryota; Metazoa; Echinodermata; Echinoidea; Temnopleuroida; Toxopneustidae. The transcript has 5 exons.
CUCGAAUAUUCCCCAUUUUCUGAAUUGAGGUGCAUAAGUUCCAGUCUUUCUAAACGCCCCGACGAGGACAUACCCUGAAUUGAAAUUAUCUGUAUCUUGGAGCGUGCCCACUGGGACAUCACAAAACACCAAUCAUACCUCGAUUUAUAAUAACUUGUGAAGUCCACAACAUACCAGGUUUCAAGAUGACUAAGGAAGAAGCUGCAACCGAAGAGACCAAGACAGAAACCAAGACAGAGGCCGCCCCAGAAGCCCCACCAAAGACGGAACCUGAGAGCAAGGUCGAAGAAGGACAGGCAAGCGGAGAGGGCGCUGCCGAAGAAGGAAAGGAAGGUGAAUCAAAACCAGAGGGAAAGACUAGCUCGACGUCAACGAGGAAGAAGAAGUGGUUGCCAUGGCAGAGAAGAGAAGGAAACAGUGUUAAGGGAGCAGGCACGGGAGCCGAGCCUGCAAACAGUUCAGGUAAGGAGAGGCAGCCCACCGAGGCCGAGAUCGACGCCGAGCUCCAGAAGCGAAUUCAAGACCUGGAACAGCAGAAGUCUGACAUGCAAAAGAGACUCCAGCUCUACAGGAAGAUCAAUGACUUGGAGAAGGAGGUCGGUGACAUGAAGGGCGAGAUUGACUCAAUCAAGGUCAAUGUUGUGAGGCCGGACGAGGUAGAGACCAAAGUACCGGACGAAGGUCAGUGAGAUGGUAAUGGGACAACCAAGCCGUUUGCGUUUCAACAGUAACUGAUGAAACAACCAGAUCAGCAAAGAGAAUUAGACUAAAACUGAACUCAAAACAAGAAAUAUAGAUUUAUAUUCGGCAUGUCUUCAGUAUGUAAGGCAAUAUGUUGACGAUCAGGUCUUCAUGUUGCUUGGAGGGAUUAAUGUUCUCAAGGGGGCCACGACCACGUGCAGAAUGCGUCAUCAUACAUCCAUCGACGGAUCAGAUCAUACUCGGUUUAAUCUCCGUCCUGCGUAUAUUGCAGAGAUAACGGCAAAUCAACAGAACUGUCUUCCAUGAAUGAAAACAACCUACACCAUCAUCUUUCGACAGCCAACAGUUCAACCUGAAAUCGUUGCGAAGACCCCCGUGAAGCCUUCCUAUCCUUUAUAUCCAAGAUAAUCUCUUAAUGUCUCGACCGCAGCCACGAAUGUCAAUUUCAACAGAACAAGCAGCAAAGUGCAAUGUUUCAGCAAGAUCGCAAUAAUCGUUUCAGAACUAUCCCCUUCAAUCCAGAGUAUAGAAUGGCGAUAUGCAUGAUGAGUGUGGCAAGUGUACAACGGUUGCAAGAACUUUCCGGAUGCCUAUAUCGCACCGAAUGAGAGCGCCUAUAUUAUCUUAUCAAUCUUUCUUUCUAUAGAUGAUAGUUCAAUCUAUUCUUUCUGUCGCCGUCUGUUUCGCAUUAUAUAGGUAUUGAGGUAGUUUUGAUGAGUAGUUUAGUAUCUCGUAUCGACCGUCGAAUGGCCUAGUUAAGCAGCGGUCCUCUAGGUUGGGUCUUCAAAAGUCGUCUGAGGUUUCUAUGACAUCGGCGACGCAGUAAGGGAAAUACAUGCACUUGAUGUCAUAUCGACAGUGUUUAGUCACUUAACGUGGGGGUAAUCAAGUUUAAAACACUGUUUAGUUUCUUGUAUAAUUCUUUGUGGAAUGACACUUAUUUUCACGUGAUUUGGUAAUGAUGGAUCUUAAAGCUGCUGUAAGCCUGCCAUAAAAAGCAUAAAUUUUCGUCCUUUUUGUAUAAUAGCAAUUUUUGUAUAACUUUUCUUAGGGAGCUAUUAGUCCCUUAUAUUAUGUUCACAUAGCCAGCGUAUGGAUGCAUGAGUUAUAUUUAGAAGGGAACACUUUUGAUUAGUACAAAGCUGCAGAAAUAUAGAUAAUCAUUUGUUGUGGGUGUAAUCUUGUAUUUUAAUUAUGUAUUGGCAAAUGAUUAGGAUAAAGAUCAGAUGAAUAGUUUUGACUUACAAACUCCUUUAAAGAAUGCGCUGUGCAUCUAAUUUUGUGAACAUCUCAUUGGAUGUAACGCAGUCAACAAGCUUUGUGUGAACUUCUGGAUGUUCACCGAGUUAGAUCUGCAGCUGUGUCGUAAAGGCGAUCGACCCCUGGUCUGACCACUCUCAAAGCCUUCUCUAUAACGAUACAGAAAGCUAACAAAGCCGGGCAAAGUGCAAUAUUAUGGACUGAAACAUCGAAACCAUGCUAAGUAUUCACUCUAUUGAUAGAAAUAGUGUUUAGAAAUAGCUGUAAGAAUAUACAUUUCGGUGCGCAUGUUAAGAAUAUGCACACACAUUAUAUGUAUAUCAUAUAUUUGUAUUAUAAUAUUUGUCACGUUAAUUGUAACGCACCCUUUCUAAUCUUGUACAGAGCUCAUUAUAUAUAAAGGACCUUUUUUCAAUUUUCAGAAAAAAAUGAAGUGUUUUGUUUGUCAGAAUGGGAUGUCGCUUGCUAUGCCAUUCAAAAUGGCGUCCAGUAUUUAAAUGGCGCAGGUAAAUGUGACACUUGUCAUGUCUGUUCAGCGCAUGGUCACCAUAUCAAAAUGUUUGGACACCACUUUGUUACUACAUGGCAAUACGAAUCCCAAGAGUAUUUAAGUUAUUCAAAUUUGUGUUCGCGUUCAUGAUGAUGUAGUAUUAAGGUAUAUAUAUAGUCUUGCUCAUUGUAUUCAUUUUUUUUCUGUUUCGUUGAUACCUAAUAAAUGGUUUACUUUAUUUCAGUUA